ACUAGAUACUAAUUGGUUAUUUGACUUGGAUUAAGAAAAUCUUAUGUAAUUGAACAUGAAUUCCACUAAUAGAUUUCAAUUUUCAUUGAAAUUUGUUUAUUUUCAUUAUAUGAUAACAUUAUUGCUAAUGAUUAAUAAAACUUGUUAAGUAAUAUAUCAAAUAUUAGAGGAACAGACUUAUUGAAGAUUUGUGUCCAUCUUAGUUUUGUUUCUUCUAUGGUCACAAAUGAAAAAGAGGGUUACAACGAUAAUAAAAUAGUAAAUACGAUGUGGUGUUAAAAUCGGUUUAAACUGUCGACAAGAUUUAGUGGAUAUAAUUCAUGUAAUUAUUUAUUUUCUACAUGCUACGACGUAAAUAAAAACAGUAUUUAUGUAAUAAUAAUUAUUAAAACACACGACGCGUGUGUGUGCGUGUGUGUGUAUGUGUGAGAUUAGUAUUGAAGUUAAUCGAACGUAGAAAUUUCUACAUUUUCAAAACAGGUUUUUUUUUACAACAAGUAACAAUGGAAGAAAAAGAUAGUGCCGAUGUAUUGGGAGACGAAGAAUCUGAAGAAACAGAAAAUAUAAUAAUAAAUGAAGUCGACGGAUUACCUAACUUGCAUCCUAAUUAUGAACAAUUAGAACUUGAUUUUGAAGGAGAAAAAGGACAUGGUUGUUUGAAUUCAAGAUCAAUAGACGAAUUAGUUCAUGAUGAAGAUUUACCGACUUCUGUUAUUGUUACAAAUGUAGAUCCUGGAGUGUUCAAAGUAGACGAAUUAAAGUCUACAAUAGAGGAUCUUUUUAAACAAUUUGGAGAAGACGCUACAUUCCAAUACUUUAAAUCAUUUAGAAGAAUGAGAGUUAACUAUAAUUCUCCAAGUGCAGCAGCUAAUGCUAGAAUACAAUUACAUCAAACUCACUUUGGUGAAACUGAUAUUAAUUGUUAUUUUGCACAACCUGUAACACCGAUAGAUAUGGAAGAUCAACAUCUUCAACCGCCAGCUCCUACUAAGCAGUUCCUAAUUUCUCCUCCGUCGUCCCCACCCGUGGGAUGGGAGCCACGCGAGGAAAAUGAACCUUUAGUCAAUCAUGAUUUAUUGGCUGCUAUUGCAAACUUGUCUGCAGGUGGUAGUCAUGAAUUACAUCCCGGAGGUUCUGGGCAACCAGGCAUUGUUGUUCACGUAUGUGAAACUGAAAAUUCUAUAAAAGGUGGUCCACGUAUUCAACAUACACGUUGUCCAGAACAUUAAUGAAUUUAUUUAGAUACACAUAAUACCUUAUACACGUCCAAUAAAUCAUUUAUCCAUCCAAAAAGUAACUAUAAUAAACAAAAUAUCGUACAAAAAUGGCAAUUAAUGUAAAUUAUAAUUUAUGCCGUAUUUUUAUGAAGUAUAAUGCAACAUUUAAUUUUUUCUUUCUUUUUCAUCCAUUUCAAAUUUUUGCCAUUAAAGUUAGAUAUUAAAGUGUUAUAAAUAGUCAGUGAAUAUAUGCAAAUUCUUAUGAAAUAUAGGUAUUUAAUAUUUAAUAUUAAAGUUCUAAUCAAAAUUAAUUACAUGACAAACUCUUGUUAUAUCAAUGUAAAAAAUUCUUCGCCCCCGCCCCCGCCCCUAAUUAUAAAUGUUAUUAAUAAUUACUGUUUACAUGUAGUCUACAAGUUCUAGACUUAAUAUCAGUUUGAAGUGUCUGUUCUGAGAAAAUAUGUUCAUUCAUUUUUAGACUAUUUAAUGUUAAUUCGGGCUAAAUCAAUAAUACAAAUGACAAAAAUGUACAGUUUACGAAUUAAAAACAAAAAAAAA
Messenger RNA from Polistes dominula (European paper wasp), 1775 nucleotides. It is a transcript of the gene sra, whose product is annotated as RRM_RCAN_like domain containing protein Sra. Lineage: Eukaryota; Metazoa; Arthropoda; Insecta; Hymenoptera; Vespidae. Gene Ontology annotation, molecular function: nucleic acid binding; calcium-dependent protein serine/threonine phosphatase regulator activity. Gene Ontology annotation, cellular component: cytoplasm; nucleus. Gene Ontology annotation, biological process: calcium-mediated signaling. The record is from RefSeq and is a predicted model, not a curated record.